Mucor mucedo is the source of this 1380-nucleotide messenger RNA. RefSeq lists its product as uncharacterized. The coding region runs from base 1 to 1380 and encodes 459 amino acids. The record is from RefSeq and is a predicted model, not a curated record. Lineage: Eukaryota; Fungi; Mucoromycota; Mucoromycetes; Mucorales; Mucoraceae. The transcript has 6 exons.
AUGGGAUUUUUAUUUGUAGCUUAUUGUGCCUACCUUAUCUCUCAAAUGUACAACAACCAACCACUGUUACAAAUAUCGUCGGAAUACAUUGGUCACGAUAGCGCUACACCCGAUAUCGAAUUAUGCGCACAAAACUCCAGUUUAACUGUGGUUAAAUGUUCGGUGAUGUAUUAUAAUUGGACCACCCAAGACAUACCCAAUUGCUGGGAAACCUUGUUUCGACCUGGAGUCAAUGAUCUAGCAACCAAGUGUUAUGUCUUUGAAUCCAAUGAUACGUUACGCAUGUCGAGAGGGGUAACUUAUGAUAGUCGCGAUGCAUUAAGAAGAAUUGAUUUUUAUUGGAAUAUCGACGCUUUAUUUAAUAUGACUUAUGCUUCGAUUUCUAUACCUGCGAUUGCAAUCCAGUUGUAUAGUCCGACUUUUAGUAGUUGGAAGGUUGAUACUAUUGGAACCACAGAGAUUGAAGCCAAUAUGAUGGCCAAUAUCGCUUCGGGUGGUGCUUCCACCGCUACUUCGUUUGUCAAUUAUUCUACCAUCAUUUUUUACCAUCCACAAAAGUACCGUGCCAUUAGACCCAAUGAUAUUUCCACUCUCUUUGGAUUCAGUUCCAAUUUUAUCGAUUUAAUCACGUUAAAGACAAAUUCAUUUUCAUGGCCAAUCCAACUCGAUCCACCGACACCAACCAUCGAAAGAAACUUAUAUCAAGGGGUAUUCUCCGUACAAUUAGAUCAAGAUACCUUUGACGUCAAGACAGAGGUAAUGCAGCACUCUUUAGUCUCCUCCAUUGCUCUGGCAGGUGGUUGUUACAGUGUACUCACGACCAUUUACGUGAUAUUAUUCGGUAUGGCAAAACUCUCCCCCUGGGGAAUUGUGCAUCGUAUCCCUACAUGCAUCAACAAUCAUCCACCACCAGAGUACAAUCCAAACAGCACCCAGUACACACAUACACAGCAUCAAAAUGAAAAGACACAAAACAGCUUCUUUGGGCUACUGUCGUGGGUUUCUUUUACAAAAAAGAAUAUAAAGAGGAACAAUGCAGUAGCACAAGAAGUAGCAGGAUCACAAUUGGAAAGAUUAAAAGUAGAUGAUUUUUCGGCAGAGACAUCAUGCCUUACUAGUUCGACGGGUUUAUUGCCACCUCAUUAUCAUAAUAAUGGAGGGGAGAGUAGUAAGCAUUUCCCGGAGGAUCAUAAAUUGGCAUGGCAGGAGGAAAGUGAUGAGGUGAAUAAGCUGAAAAGGGAAACGCUUGUCUUAUCUCAACGUAUGGAAGAGAUGGAGUUUAUGCUGUCAGAGUAUUUUAUAAAUACAAGAUAUUUGGAUCAGUUACGAAGUAGGAGGAAAUCAUCUACUUUGGAGGAUACAGAAGUCAUGGCCGAUUAA